CUUGCCAACUCAGUUCUGAAGGGAGUUUGAAAUUGAAUCUUUGAAACUGUCUGUUUGGUGCACUGCCAGUGAAAAUGCCUUACAGAAGCCCUGGGCAUCUUCAGGGAUGACAGAAGCCAUGUUUGGAAAUGCAGCUGAACAGUGGGUCUGCCCCAAUGACAGACAGCUAGCACUUCGAGCAAAGCUGCAGACGGGCUGGUCUGUGCACACGUUCCGCACGGACCGGCAGAGGCGGAGCCAGGCGCUGGACGAGCGGGAGCUGGACAUCAUCCUGGGCGUCGUCCGCAGGGCGGAGCAGCUGGACCAGACGGAGCAGCGCAGGAUCGGGAGGCUGGUGGAGCGUCUGGAGAACAUGAGGAAGAGUGCAGUGGGGAACGGCCUGUCCCAGUGUCUGCUGUGCGGAGAGCUCUUAGGCCUGCUGGGAACACCCUCUGUGUUCUGCCAGGAUUGCCGUAAGAAAGUGUGCACGAAGUGUGGAAUCGAGACUGUGUGCAGUCAGAGAAGAGCACAGUGGCUGUGCAAAAUCUGCAGCGAGCAGAGAGAGGUGUGGAAGCGUUCUGGGGCCUGGUUUUACAAGGCCCUCCCCAAGUAUGUGCGUCCCAUGAAGGAGGCAGAGGGUGCCCUGGGGCCCGGCAUGCGGGCGGCUGAACGAGGAGGGCUCCAAACAGGGAUGAGUGUGUCAGCAGGUCGAACCUACAGCUGGGCGCGCAGCAAAGUGGUCUCCAGCGACAGCGAAAGUGAGUCAGAGCUGAGCGAGUCCAGCCUGGAGAGCAAGGCCUUCGCCCCCAGCUCACGGAGUGUCCCCGAGUGCAAGCAGCGUGAUGACUCAGUGUCCAGUGGAGGUCUGGUGCAGACGCCCACCAGCUUGAGCAGUAAGCCCCUGGGUGGCUUCCUGUCCGAGAGUCGGUCCAGCCUGGGCAGCGAGAGGAGCGGGGUCAUGGCCACCACCGAGGACUACGACACGGACUACAGCCGGCCCUCGCUGAUGUAUGUGCAGCUGUGA
Messenger RNA from Megalops cyprinoides (Indo-Pacific tarpon), 1003 nucleotides. Its product is annotated as rab effector Noc2-like. The transcript is spliced from 9 exons. Bases 107 to 1003 code for a protein of 298 amino acids. Gene Ontology annotation, biological process: intracellular protein transport. Gene Ontology annotation, molecular function: small GTPase binding. NCBI's taxonomy places the organism in Eukaryota, Metazoa, Chordata, Actinopteri, Elopiformes, Megalopidae. The record is from RefSeq and is a predicted model, not a curated record.